Molecule: messenger RNA, 2631 nt
Organism: Cryptococcus wingfieldii CBS 7118
Lineage: Eukaryota; Fungi; Basidiomycota; Tremellomycetes; Tremellales; Cryptococcaceae
Product: phosphatidylinositol 3-kinase
Exons: 14
Coding region: 1-2631 (876 amino acids)
Biological process (GO): phosphatidylinositol-mediated signaling; endocytosis; autophagosome assembly
Cellular component (GO): endosome; phosphatidylinositol 3-kinase complex, class III, type II; cytoplasm
Molecular function (GO): 1-phosphatidylinositol-3-kinase activity
Source: RefSeq, a predicted model, not a curated record
AUGGAGACAGAGCCAUCGAGGGACAGGGACUAUUCUUUCGCCCGCCUGUGUGACAUCAAGUCCCCGGUCACCCUUAAGAUAACGUCCCUAGAAGGAAAGCUACCACAAUCAAGCCAUACCGAAGCUUUGAAUCAUGCAAAGGUCAUCAGAUCAAGGGCCGAUACGCCCAUCCCAGAUCUGUACAUCACCUGUACGCUGUGGACCGGAGAGUCGCAGCAUACAUUACCUUUCCGAACCGGAUGGAAAGAUCUGUCAAGAGGAACCAAAUGGAAUCAGACGAUAAUUUUACCCGUCCAAUACCCUUCCCUCCUCCUCGAGUCAUCCGUAACAUUCACAAUAUGGGAUGUUCAAGAGUCUGGCAGAUGCACUGCUAUCGGAGGAACGAAGAUGGCGCUCUUUGACCAUCACAGAACGCUCAAACGAGGCCAACAACGGCUCUAUAUACAUCGGGGAGUGGAAGCGGACGCGAGGCCAAAUUCUACGACUCCGAGCGAGGUACUGAAUAGAGAGGACGAUGAGAUGGGAAGGCUGGAAUCUUUGAUAAAAGAGUUUGAUCGGGGCGAUAUCAACAAGGUGGAGUGGCUCGACCGUCUUGCUUUUAGAAAAUUAGAAAAAGCUCAUCUUAGGGAAACUUCCAAAUCAAAAGACAUGUAUCUCUACGUGGACCUUCCGAAGUUCGACUUCCCUGUUGUCUACUCGGAACAGGAGUCACUCCUCUCGGUCCCGCCUGCUCCUGUCGCUCAUCUUUCUCCAACGAGCGUCCCACCUGUCCUGGCGCUUCCGCCGAAUUUCCUCUCGAGCGACCGCCAUCUAUGGAGGGCCUAUGACCCGGACGCAUGGAGAGACAACCCUGUAGAGAUCAAGCACCGAAAGCUGCUACGAAGUCAGCGGUUGGGUGAUGCAGGAAAGGAUUUGAAACCCGGACCUUCGGACAGGGAUCGCUUGAACGACAUAUUUCGCCUACCUCCUACCGCCUCGCUGUCUGCUCUCGACAAGGAUCUUCUGUGGAAAUUUCGAUUUUCGCUGUUCCGUUCGCCUCGCUCGCUGACAAAGUUUCUAAAAUGCGUCACCUGGUCUGAUCCGGUCGAAACGAAACAGGCUGUGGAAAAGUUGCUUCCUUUGUGGGGCCAAGAUGUAGGAAUCGAUGACGCACUGGAACUUUUGGGGCCAGAGUUCAUGCACAAAAAAGUGAGGGCUUUUGCAGUGAAACGUUUGGAAAGGGCGGACGACGAGGAACUUUUGUUGUACCUUCUCCAACUGGUACAAGCUCUCAAAUUCGAACACAAAUACUUCACCUCGUCUCAACGUCCUCAUAAAUCACGCGCACAUCAGCUCAAACGGCAACCGUCACAAGACCAGGCUGGCGACAGCGGCCUGUCUCAAUUUUUGAUUGACAGAAGUGUAUCCAACCCGAUUUUGAGUACCCGUUUUCACUGGUAUCUCAUGAUCGAGUGUGACAGUCGAGCUCCUGUGGGAAGGAUGUAUGCAAAAGUCGCCUAUGAUUUCAUGAAGAAACUCUCUCAAAGCCCCGAAGGAACGGCCCAGAGGGAGGUACUCCGACGUCAAGGUGUAAUGGUGCAGACCCUAUCAACACGUGCUAGGGAAGUCCGUCUUUCGAAGGAUCCUCGACAGAAAAAGAUCGAGAAGCUCAAAGCAUAUCUGUCAGACCCGAAGAACGGUCUCUCUUCUCUCGCCGAGCCCUUGACCUUACCCCUCAAUGCUCGGGUUUCCGUUACUUCUGUGGUGGCCGAGAAGUCGAGCAUAUUCAAAUCCAACCUUUUGCCGCUUCUAAUAUGGUUCGAAACAGCCGAACCAAAAAGAACUGCGGAAGACGACAGUGAAGGGGUCGUUAACAUCUCGCCUGAAUAUCCUGUCAUAUUCAAAAACGGUGACGACUUGCGUCAAGAUCAGCUCGUAAUCCAACUGUUCACUCUCAUGGAUCGUCUACUACGCAAAGAAAACCUCGAUCUACGCCUGAGCCCCUACAGUGUUCUGGCGACAUCCACCUCGGAGGGACUCAUACAAUUUGUUCCCAGCAAAAGUGUCGCGUCUAUCAUGGCGGAACAUGGGAACUUGCAGAAUUAUUUGAAGCUGGAGCACUCCGACGAUGCAGCCCUGGGAUCGUAUGGCAUAGAGGCAGGGGUAAUGGAUACGUUUGUAAGAAGCUGCGCUGGCUAUUCAGUUCUCACGUAUGUCCUGGGAGUUGGAGACCGUCAUCUCGACAAUCUCAUGCUAGCGCCCGAUGGGCAUUUCUUUCACGUUGAUUUCGGUUACAUCUUGGGACGAGACCCAAAGCCGUACCCCCCACCUGUGAAGGUGUGCAAGGAAAUGGUCGAUGCAAUGGGCGGUACCGGAUCAGUUCAUUACUCCAGAUUCCAAAGCUUGUGUUAUACUGCUUUCACAGGAUUGCGGAAGAAUGCCAACCUGAUACUGAAUCUUGUGGCGUUGAUGGUGGAUGCUGGUAUACAAGACAUCCAGCUCGAGCCUGACAAGGCAGUGCAGGAAAAGUUCAUGCUCGAUCUUUCCGAGGAAGAUGCCAUCAAGCAAUUUGAGGUCUUGUUGAACGACACCUCGUAUUUGACUGUAGUAUUUGACAGGAUCCAUGACUGGGCGCAGUAUCUACGCGAUUAG